Molecule: messenger RNA, 1406 nt
Organism: Ochotona princeps (American pika)
Lineage: Eukaryota; Metazoa; Chordata; Mammalia; Lagomorpha; Ochotonidae
Gene: TCN2
Product: transcobalamin 2
Exons: 9
Coding region: 20-1318 (432 amino acids)
Biological process (GO): cobalamin transport
Molecular function (GO): cobalamin binding
Source: RefSeq, a predicted model, not a curated record
UCAACCUCCUACACCUGCCAUGGGGCGCCUGGGGCUUCUCCUCUUCCUAUUGGGAGCCCUGGGGGCUCAGGCUGAGAUCUGUGAGAUACCAAGGUUGGACAGCCAGCUAGUGGAGAUGCUGGGCCGGCACCUCCUACCGUGGAUGGACCGGCUCUCCCCGGAGGACCUGAACCCCAGCAUCUACAUAGGCUUACGUCUUUCCAGUCUGCAGGCUGGGUCCAAGGAAGACUUCUACCUGCACAACCUCAAGCUCAAGUACCAGCAGUGCUUCUCAGGAUCUGCUUCCAGCGACACUGCCAGUAACUGCCAGACCCAGGUGUCCAUGGGCCAACUGGCCCUCUACCUGCUUGCCCUCAGAGCCAACUGCAGGUUGGCAGAGGGCCACAAGGAGGACAGGCUGGUGUCGCAGCUCAAGCGGUUCCUGGAGGAAGAGAGGAAAGCCAUAGGACACGACCACAAGGGCCACCCCUACACCAGCUACUACCAGUAUGGCCUCAGCAUCCUGGCACUGUGCCUCCACCAGAAACGGGUCCCUGACUAUGUGGUGGGCAAGCUCCUAUAUGCCGUGGAACAUGACCAGCUCUUUCAGCAGGGCCACUUCUCUGUGGACACAAUAGCCAUGGCAGGCUUGGCCUUCACCUGCCUGGAACGCUUCAACUUCAACCCGGACCAGAGAACACGGAUUACCACAGCCAUUGGCACAGUGCGGGAGAAGAUCUUGAGGGCCCAGACCCCUGAGGGUCAUUUUGGGAAUGUCUACAGCACCCCACUGGCACUGCAGCUACUGAUGGCCUCUCCUGCACCUGGGGUACAUCUGGGCACAGCAUGCACCAAGGCCCGGGCUGCUCUGUUGGCCAGCCUGCAGGACGGAGCCUUCCAGAAUGCUCUCGUGAUCUCCCAGCUGUUGCCAGUCCUGAACCAUAAGACCUACCUGGAUCUCAUCUUCCCAGACUGCCAGGCACAAAGAGCCAUGUUGGUUCCAGCCAGCGAGGCCCCUUCCCUGAGCGAGCUCCCAGAGAUUAUCACCGUCACUCUGAAGGUCUCCAGCGUCACACCACCAUAUGAGCGAUCCCUCUUUGCCAUCUCGGGGUUUUCCUUGGAAGAGAUCCUGAAGUGGGCCCAUGAAUUCGGAGGAUUCACGUAUGAAACUCAGACCACUCUGUCCGGCCCCUACCUGACCUCCGUGAUGGGGAAGGUGGCUGGACCCCGGGAGUUCUGGCAGCUGCUCCGAGCCCCAAACACUCCCCUGCUGCAAGGCAUCGCAGACUACAGACCCAAGGAUGGGGAGACCAUCGAGCUGAGGCUGGUGAGCUGGUAGGCCCAAGGCUGCCUCCCUGCAGCCACCUUGCUUGCUCCUGGGGCUCUGUGUCUGCCAGCCCAAGGUUCCUCCGCACAGGACCUGAUCU